This is a messenger RNA of Otolemur garnettii (small-eared galago), 1357 nucleotides long. It is a transcript of the gene RWDD2A, whose product is annotated as RWD domain containing 2A. The record is from RefSeq and is a predicted model, not a curated record. The transcript has 2 exons. NCBI's taxonomy places the organism in Eukaryota, Metazoa, Chordata, Mammalia, Primates, Galagidae. Bases 281 to 1159 code for a protein of 292 amino acids. Gene Ontology annotation, molecular function: protein binding.
UGUUUGCCGGCCACCUGUUGAAAGUGACUCGUUGAUUAUAUCUGGAGGGCGGGGGCUAGGAAUCUGGAUUUUACUGGAGUCUCUCGGGGAUACUGUCUCCUGACUUGGGAGAGGGCACGCGACCCGGUCUGUGCCCCUAGCUCCCGCUGCAAAACGUUCCUCUAGAAUCGCUCCCACGUAAAGGGACCUUCGGGAAAUUUCGAGGACGCCAGAUGGCAUUAAACAAACCCAGUGUCCCUGGGCCUUUCCAGGUUUCCAGGCAGGUUGAUUACGAGACAACAUGUCUGCUUCGGUGAAAGAAAGCCUUCAGCUUCAGCUGCUGGAGAUGGAAAUGCUAUUUUCUAUGUUUCCUAACCAAGGAGAAGUGAAACUGGAAGACGUAAAUGCCCUGACGAACAUAAAGAGGUAUUUGGAAGGCACCAGGGAGGCGCUGCCACCAAAAAUCGAGUUUGUGAUUACACUCCAGAUUGAGGAGCCCAAGGUGAAAAUUGAUUUGCAAGUAACCAUGCCUCACAGCUACCCCUAUGUAGCAUUGCAGCUGUUUGGACGGUCGCCUGAGCUUGACAGACAUCAGCAGCUACUUCUCAACAAAGGUCUUACUUCUUACAUAGGGACUUUUGACCCCGGAGAGCUCUGUGUGUGCGCAGCAAUCCAGUGGCUACAGGACAACUGCGAGUCCUACUUCCUGAGCAGGAAGCUGGCCUACGAGCCGUCCGCGCAGGCCAAGCCGGUGAAGAGCACGUUCCUCCGGAUGUGGAUCUACAGCCACCACAUCUACCAGCAGGACCUGAGGAAGAAGAUCCUGGAAGUGGGCAAGCGGCUGGACGUGACGGGGUUCUGCAUGACGGGGAAGCCGGGCAUCAUCUGCGUGGAGGGGCUCAAGGGGCAGUGUGAGGAGUUCUGGCACACGAUCCGCUACCCCAACUGGAAGCACAUCUCCUGCAAGCACGCCGAGAGCAUGGACACGGAGGGCGAUGGCCACGACCUGCGCCUCUUCCAGGCCUUCGAGGAGCUGCUCCUUGAGGCCCACGGGGACUACGGCCUGAGGAAUGAUUAUCACAUGAAUCUGGGCCAGUUCUUAGAAUUUCUCAGAAAGCACAAAAGUGAGCAUGUUUUUCAGAUAUUAUUUGGUAUUGAGAGCAAAAGUUCAGAGUCCUAGGAAGCUAUUUAGAAGCCCAUGCUUAUAAUCUCACUAAAAAAAAGUAUUUCCCUUAAUAAGACCAGAAUAAAAAGGCCGGUGGCUGUCUAGCUUCCUUGGUGACACCUACAGCCCCUGAAUGUCCACAUGGUGAUGAAUUUCAGCUGGUAAUGACACACAUGGGCCUUUACCUUCAUAACAGUGAAAUUGUGAUGGUGU